CCUCGCGCGAUACACAACUUCAGACACGCUCUGCUGAGCAACAAAGCAUAGCGACACCAUGGACGGGUUUCAAGAGGUAGACGCGGAGUAUGAGGAUCGGAUGCGCACGUUCGAGAGCGACUGCAACGGCGGCAAGGGGAACGCGGUCGCGUGCCACCAGGUGGGCGAGUACCUUUCGGUGGUGAAGAACGACUUCGACAAGGCCGGAAGGAUCUUCGAGGCGAACUGCAACACCCGCAACCACGCGCCGUCGUGCUUCAACCUCGGGCGAUUCUUACUCGCCGGCAAAGGGUUGCCGCAGUCGGACGCGCAAGCCGAGAAAGUUUUUGAUUCGGCGUGCUCGAAGGACCAUCAGCCGGCAUGCUUGCACCUGGGCUUCAUGCACUUGUACGGCGGAGAGGGGUUCAAAAGGGACAUCAAGAAGGCAAUAGAGGUUCUCGACACGUCCUGCAGCGGCGGCCUGGCGGACUCCUGCAACAUGCUGGCGAAGCAGCUCCUCCGCCACGACGGCAAAGGGCCGGUGCCAAGAGACCCCCCCCGGGCCAGGGAGCUACUGGAGAAGGGCUGCUCGCACAACCACGGACCGUCGUGCUUCAACCUCACGGUCAUGCUCAAGAAGGGGGACGAGGGGGUGCCUAGCGACUACAAGAAGUACAGAGAGUACAGGGAGAAGACAGAGAGCCUCGCGGCGCAACUCCAGGGCCUCGACGGCAAUAAACAGGCGUAGAGGCACGUACCGAAGCGUUACGAUGAAUGCCUUGUACAACUCGUGGUAUGGUGCUGUGCCACCGCCCGCGUUAAGUUGGCUGGUUACUCUUUUUGUUGUAUCAGGCAUGGAUGGUUCUCCUGGGAUUUGGGCGGGCGCGCGGCACUGUAAGUUGCUCGUUUGCGAGCGCUUCGUAUCCGCGCACUCGCGCGGUACAUUCUGUUGGAUUUUGCCAGCACAGGAGUAUGCACACUCUCAUCGCUACGUGUCCGUUCACGGCUUUGUUUUGUCUAGAUGGUAGCGGCGCGGUAUGCGUAGAGUGAUAACACUACCAAGGAAUUCCGAACAUAACUGCUAUUUAGACUUGAAGGUCUAGCUUUGCACUUCAAUAGGAGAGCUGCAUGUUGUUACCGAUGACAACAUGUUGCGUUUCGGCUGGCCCCAUGGAAGCUCAACGUUAACCUAAAGACAUCCAUUCGGGCAACACGCGGGGCCUGCUGUAUGUGCUUAAUUUUGAUGCGCUUUGAUUUUGGUACGAGGGUCCCCUGUGCCCACGCUCUCUCCCCGGCUUCAAGGCUUCUUCACUGCCUGCCGAAUUGAUUGUUGGGGGGGAACACACCCAUGCACCCAUUUUUGGGAGUGAGACGAACAAAUGUAGGAGCAGAUCGACUUUCUCAAACGAGUUUCCGCAGGGGAGUCUAUGGA
This is a messenger RNA of Ectocarpus sp. CCAP 1310/34, 1411 nucleotides long. The record is from the annotation of a GenBank genome assembly. NCBI's taxonomy places the organism in Eukaryota, Phaeophyceae, Ectocarpales, Ectocarpaceae.